Molecule: messenger RNA, 1762 nt
Organism: Culicoides brevitarsis
Lineage: Eukaryota; Metazoa; Arthropoda; Insecta; Diptera; Ceratopogonidae
Product: membrane-bound alkaline phosphatase-like
Exons: 2
Coding region: 1-1569 (522 amino acids)
Biological process (GO): dephosphorylation
Molecular function (GO): alkaline phosphatase activity
Source: RefSeq, a predicted model, not a curated record
AUGUUUGGAACAAAUCUUUUUUCACUUAAACUCCUGAUCUUAUCAGCGUGUUUCUUGACCUUCGUGUCUUCGCGAGCACCUGAUUUCCAUUCGCAUCCCGAAUUUCGUGAUUCAGAGCCUUUGAAAAAAAAUCACGAAGCUGAGUUCAACACGGAUUAUUGGAAAACUGUCGGUUCAAAGGUUCUCGAGGAAAAUCUCAAAAAGCAAAAGACCCAAAAAAUUGCAAAAAAUAUCAUUUUAUUCCUCGGCGAUGGUUUGGGAGUUCAAACAACUUCCGCAACUCGUUCAUAUGUCGGAGAUCCAAGCAUCAGCUUGGCUUAUGAAGACUUCCCUUAUGUUGGCAUGUCGAAAACUUAUUGCGUUGAUAGACAAACUGCUGAUUCCGCAUGUUCAGCGACAGCUUAUUUGUGCGGCGUAAAAGCCAAUUACGAAACAAUCGGGUUAAAUGCAAAAGUUCAGAACAAAGAUUGCAAAGCUGGGCAAUUGGAGGAAAAUAGAACGCCAUCUAUUGCGAAAUGGGCAAUGGAUGCAGGUAAAGCAGCGGGAUUGGUGACAACGACGAGAGUAACUCACGCGUCGCCGACGGGCGUUUAUGGUCAUAUCGCAUUCCGUGAUUGGGAAAACGACGAAGAAGUAAAAAAAUCUGGAUGUGAUCCAAAAACCACAGACGAUAUCGCUGAACAGCUCAUUCGAGACGAGGUUGGAUCAAAACUUCGUGUCAUUAUGGGCGGCGGAAGGUACAAUUUCCGCCCAGUAGAGUCUAUGGACGAAGAAGGAAAGCCAGGUAAACGUCUCGAUGGCGUCGAUUUGAUCGAAGAAUGGAAAAAAUCCAAAAACGGUAAAGGAAAUUACGUUUGGAAUCGUCAAGAUCUCUUAAAAAUCAAUGCCACAAACACUACUACCGUUCUUGGGCUCUUCGAGGAUGGGCAUACUUUGUACAAUUUAGAAACUAUUCAAUUAGGGCGUCAAGAUUUCGAACCAACUUUAACUGAAAUGGUCGACAAAGCCAUCGACGUUUUAAGUACCGAGGAAAAAGGUUACUUUUUGUUCGUCGAAGGCGGGCGAAUCGAUCAUGCUCAUCACGAAAAUCAAGCGAAACUGUCUUUGGAUGAAACGAAGGAGUUUGCCAAAGCGAUUCAAAUGACAAAAGAAAAAGUUGACUUGGAAGAAACUUUGAUCGUAGUUACUGCCGAUCACUCUCAUGCCUUUAGUUACGGCGGAUAUCCCGGAAGAGACGUCGAUAUUUUAGGCACAAAUGGACAAACCGCAAAUGAUGGCAUGGAAUCUUUUAUCUUGAGUUAUGCCAAUGGAAUGGGAUCUUAUGAGCACGUGAAGAAGGAAGGAGGGCGCGUUGAUCCAAAAUCUUUCGCGAAACCAAUUUUCUUCCAAUAUCCGGGAAUGAUUCCAAAUGAGCUCGAAACGCAUGGCGGCGAAGAUGUUGGCGUUUAUGCGAUUGGGCCAUGGUCUCAUUUGUUCACGGGCAAUUUCCAACAAUUCACGAUUCCGCAUAUGAUGGCGUAUGCAGCUUGUAUUGGGAACGGAUUAAAAGCUUGUGAUGACGAUAAAUAAUCUUAUCUCUGUUAUUUGAUUUUUUUUAUUGCUUAAUAAAAUUUUUUUGUGUGGAUUAUCAAAUUCAAUAUCAAAUUGAUCAUUCGAUUCGAGUAAGUAUUUUAUUACUCAAUUUAUCGAAAUUUAAUCUCAAGGCAUUCCCAAAACUCGAGUUCAGAGGCUAAAACUUAAACCCCAAUUUUUUUUUAAUUUU